AUGUCUGCCUCUCUCUGCAACUUUGCUUCUGUAGGAAGGUUCAGCUUCAGCCUCAUCAUAUUCCAGGGCGGGCCAAGGUUUUCGACUCGCUCGUCAAGUCAGCGCUCACUCUCGCAACCGAGUUCGUUCUCAACUCAACUCACUCGUCCACUUAACGCGAUGAUGAUGACUCGGCGAGUCGGUGUGGUCGUUACGUCGUCUUUGCUCGUCUUCUUCGCAGUAGUGGCUGCAGUGCUGCUGUUCGUGCCUGCGUUUGACCAUGCUGUGUUCAUGAGCAUCCGCCAUGGUUCCAUGGGUUCAAGCUCGUCUGUUGCAGGAAACAACACUCACACUGCAACCCACCGCAAGCUUCUUCUUCGUGCGACAGAAAUGGACGAACCAAACAGAAUUCCAGGAGAAAAGUGUAGCAAGGCAGACAUAGUGAUAAACCAGGGUCCCACGGGCCCACUCCCAAGUGGUAUUCCCACCUACACCGUUGAGAUCAUGAACGUGUGUGCCAGCGGCUGUGACAUCUCUCGCAUCCACCUCACCUGUGGUUGGUUCAGCUCGGCUCGGCUUGUGAACCCUAGGAUAUUCAAGCGGCUUCACUACAACGACUGCCUUGUGAACGAUGGCAAGCCUCUGGUCAAUGGCGGUACACUGUCCUUUCAAUACGCCAAUACUUUCCUCUACCACCUCUCAGUUUCCUCCGUCUCAUGCUCUUAA
Messenger RNA from Prunus armeniaca (apricot), 705 nucleotides. NCBI's taxonomy places the organism in Eukaryota, Viridiplantae, Streptophyta, Magnoliopsida, Rosales, Rosaceae. The record is from the annotation of a GenBank genome assembly.